Nicotiana attenuata is the source of this 857-nucleotide messenger RNA. RefSeq lists its product as uncharacterized. NCBI's taxonomy places the organism in Eukaryota, Viridiplantae, Streptophyta, Magnoliopsida, Solanales, Solanaceae. The transcript has a single exon. The coding region runs from base 330 to 587 and encodes 85 amino acids. Gene Ontology annotation, biological process: regulation of systemic acquired resistance. The record is from RefSeq and is a predicted model, not a curated record.
UGAUCGUUGGGUGAAUAAUACACAAGUAUAGUAGUACUAGAUACAAUAAUAAAAAUAAAUAAAUAAAUCUUCAGAAAAUGGGAGAGAUCCGUGACGUGUAGAAAGAGCGCGCGUGGGUGAGGUUCACAAGUUGCGCAUUGUUGAAGUAUCAAAAUGAAAGUGCCAUUUCCCAUGAUAUCACAUCCCUGACGUCAACAAAUUGGUGAAUGACGGACUGAAAUGCAUUAUAGUCCAAUGAUCAACAAUCAGCCAUAGCCUAGUCAAUAGAGAAUAGACUACGUAGAUUUAGGGAGAGGAGAUAAAAAAUAGAGAACAUUAGAUAGCUACUUAUGGACGGAGAGAAGAAGAGGAAGAGAACAGAGAACGGCGAGGCUAACGGCGGCGAUCGGAACAGGCAUGAGAGAGAAAGUGCUGCGAAUGAGGAUAGCGCCGUGUCGCCGCCGCCUUCGGAGGCGGAGGUCGACGAGUUCUUCGCGAUCUUGCGGAGGAUGCAUGUGGCAGUGAAAUAUCUGCAGAAAAGUGGCCAAAAGAGAGUCGUGCCUAAAGGCCGUUUGGACCUCAAUACUCUACCAGAAAACGGAGACUAACGCCGUCUAAUCUUAAGUGAGUGAAGUGCGCCCUUGGUGCAUUUUAACCGGUGAGGGUCCUGGAGGCGUAUCCACUGGACAGGUUAAGCUUUUUCACUACUGUUUGUUGCUCGUAUUACUAAUAACAAGUCUACAAUCUCUCCUUUUUUGGGGAGAAUUAUACCAAUUUGUUAGGUUUAAAUAUUGCAAUUAGCUUUUCUUCUUUAAUUUCUUAUGUAAUAAAACUAAGACUUUUAUGGAAUCAGAUUAUCUAAUUCUAAUUUUAUGCCA